Messenger RNA from Mesorhabditis spiculigera, 297 nucleotides. The record is from the annotation of a GenBank genome assembly. Lineage: Eukaryota; Metazoa; Nematoda; Chromadorea; Rhabditida; Rhabditidae.
AUGGACGUCAUUAAACAGUCUGACGCGAUACCUGGUGAUGUCGGCCGGGUCGAUGGUAGCCCAAAUCUACGUCGUCAACGGGGUCACAUGCUCGGAGAUUUAUCCGACGGCCGUCCGAAAUAUUGCCUACGCGACAACGCAAAUCAGCGCAUCACGGCCUUCGUGCCCGAAUCCAAGGGAAGACCGAUGGCCGACUCGAUGCCGGAGCCGUACGAGCGAUUCAGCCUCUGCCAACCAAAAGUCGACGGUACCGACGCGGCCCCCAGAAAAGUGGCCCCAGCCGACGAGGAGCGCGUA